AUGUUCUUGAACACAGCCUCACCUCGGAAGUCUUUUAGCGUCCCCAUUAGCAUCAACCUGCAGGGUGCACGGAGGCGACAGACACGGGAGAUCCUCCACCCUUUGGCGGCGAGGGAGCAGGUGUGGCGGAGAGGAGGGUACGGGCGCGGAGGGGAGAGGGCCAAGGCUCAGGUGACGGCCUCCAGUGUGGGGGAGGACAGAGCCAUGCUCAUGGGCUUCAGCAUGAUGGCCUUCUCUGUGCUCAUGUACUUUCUGAUCGGGAUCACUCUGGUUAAACCCCACCUAAACAGUAUUUUUUACUUAAGUACUUUACACAACUGCUUCUCAUCAACUGCUGAUGGUUUCAGUGACUGGCAUGAGGAGGCCAGCUGCUUGCUGGUCCAGGUUGAUGUUCUGGAUGAGUGGGCCGACUGCAGAGGGGUCAGCACUGCCCCAUGCCUGAGGGUUCUGGUCAACCUCAGUACCUCUGGACAGAAGGCUCGCCUACACUACGAUGAAGAGUCUGUACUCCUCAACCCUGAGGUACAGUUGAAGUCGGAAGUUUACAUACACCUUAGCCAAAUACAUUUAAACUCAGUUUUUCACAAUUCCAAACAAAAUAUGUAUACUAUUUUUCCCUUAUCAUUGCAGUGUUUCUACAUACCCAAAUGUCAAGUAGACAGGAAAGUCCUUGUGGGCGAAGUGCAGAAAAUCCAAAACACUUUGGAGGAGACACAAGGCAGUGAGUUGCGUUGUCUUUCCGACCCCAGAAAAUACCCAGAGGACACCAUUUUGAAGAGGAAGUACACGUUAGGCCUUGCCCUGUGGUCUCUGCUGUGGCCCAGCUUGAUGCUGGGUGGGGGAGCGCUACUGGUGGGCCUGGUGAAGCUCAACCAGAGACUGGCACACCUCUGUACGGAGCUGGGUAAUGAGGUAGCAGGGGGUAGGUUGACAACGAUGACAAAUACCCAAGGCAAACUCUAUCAGCUCCUUAGGUGGUCUGGCUCUGGACAGCACUCACCUAUGCAGGAUGACUCAGUGAAGUGAUAGCUGACAGUGGCUGUGUUCCAAUAUGCAAUAAGUGUACUACAAUGUGUAUUGAAUGUAUCCAGUGAAAGGACAUGGAGAUAACAUACUGUGUAGGUGAUCCCCACUGUAAGGAAGGGAGUCUAUGGGUUGAUGUAGUAGGAAAUGGAAAUAACUACAUUAUCCACCUUGUCCUGGAUUUUUUUUUAAAUCUAUGCACAAGGGCUGCAGGGAAUCCCACUGUAUGACUGAAUAGUAGUGGAGGCUGGCUCAUAAUAAUGUCUGGAACUGAGCGAAUGGAAUACCAUUCUAGCCAUUACCACUAGCCCCUUCUCCCCAAUUAAGGUGGCACCAACCACCUGUGCUGAAUAAGCUGACUUGAAGGUACCUUUUUCCUAGUAUGGUUAGUCAAAGCAGGUACUCUAAUCAACUAGCCGCAUUUCUCUGUCAAUAUAUGGGGACGAGGUUAGAUAUUACUGAAACGAUGUAGGAUUAACUGAGUUUUUAUAUUGUCCUUUUUAAUUAUCAUGGUAAGAUGGUAAGAGGCAAAUAAGAAAUUAAAUGCAUUGGUU
This is a messenger RNA of Oncorhynchus mykiss (rainbow trout), 1577 nucleotides long. Lineage: Eukaryota; Metazoa; Chordata; Actinopteri; Salmoniformes; Salmonidae. The record is from RefSeq and is a predicted model, not a curated record.